GCUGGAUGCACGCUGGCUACCCCAUCAUGGGCCACCUGGAUUCGGUGAAGGAGAUGGUGAAUGUGGAACACAUGCGAGCCACUGGCCUGUGGGGCCCCAUCCAUGAGCUGGGACACAACCAGCAGCGGGCAGGCUGGGAAUUCCCCCCUCACACUACUGAGGCCACCUGCAACCUGUGGUCUGUCUAUGUGCAUGAGAAGGUGCUGGGGAUCCCCAGAGACAGGGCCCACCAGGCUCUCCAGCCACAGUGUCGGAAGCAGAGGGUCACAGGUUAUCUGGAGAAAGGGGCUCAGCUGAAGGACUGGAGCAUGUGGACUGCGCUGGAGACGUACUUGCAGCUGCAGGAGGGCUUUGGCUGGGAACCCUUCAUCCUCCUGUUCUCUGACUACCAGAAAAUGUCCAACAUCCCCAAGGACAACCCCUCCAAGAUGAACCUGUGGGCUGAGAAAUUCUCUCGGCAGGUGAACAAGAAUCUGGCUCCUUUCUUUCUGGCCUGGGGCUGGCCUAUCAAGGAAGAAGUCUCCUUGGAACUGGCUUCUCUACCAAACUGGGAGGAGAACCCAAUGAAGCUAUACAGACCUGGGAAGAAAUAAAGUCUGGACACUUCGUCUCCAAAACUAAUCCAAUAGCCGCUUACCUUUCCUUUAAGCUGUACCAGAGUUUGCAUUGGUCUAGCAGGUAUACUUAGUGCUGCCUCAGCGCUGGGGGCUGGCCUAGAUCUCUCAAGGUCCCUUCCAGCCUGACGUUUC
Molecule: messenger RNA, 749 nt
Organism: Terrapene triunguis (Three-toed box turtle)
Lineage: Eukaryota; Metazoa; Chordata; Testudines; Emydidae
Product: TRPM8 channel-associated factor 2-like
Exons: 2
Source: RefSeq, a predicted model, not a curated record